UAACUUUACUCUGAAUACAGUUUCGUUGUUGUUACUUUUUAAUACCCGAGAAAACAAACAUCAGGUUACAUUUUCCCCUCCAUUCCGGUGUUCAAGCUGCACGCGAAUGAUUUCUUUCCCGAUAUAUCCGCCAUCAUCAUCAUCACCGACAACUCUCUCGCGCAGCAACGGGCAACUGUAGCGCAACCCGGCGCGAGGCGUCCCCGCGUUUUGAUUGGUCGACAUCCUUGUUGGCGGCGCAGGCGGCGCGGGGCGCUGCAAGUAGCGUUCACUGCAAAUGUUCACAUUCCCGUCGGAAACCCGCACUCAACCACGCGCCCAGCGCGCGCACGCUCUCACACGCACGCACACACAACCAGGGACACGCCGGCGCAUGCGCCGUUGCAGGCCAAGGCAACAAGCUCGGGGAGUGGAGGAACAGAACAAAACAAGUUGCGAGAACGAUACCAGUCGCCGAGAGAACGAAAGUUGCUGGUAAAACUGUUUUUUAAUUUCUGAAAAAAAAAAAAAAUAAUAACAGCAUCUAAGUGGAAGAGGAGCAAGGAUCGCAGAAUGUGAGUACCCGACACGUGGUGAAGAUUGUGUUUGUGUUUUGACCAAAACUACCCGCUUAAUUCCCGCUACAAGGAAAGGGGUGCGAUGACACCUACCCCACGUACCCGCUUGUUGGAUCUACACCGGUGUGACAUCGAACCCUCGGCCGACAAGGGGAGGAGAGACUUGAUGGCGGUGCUGUCCCCCUGGCUACAGUGACUACUGUCUCCCCUUGCUACAGUGACUACUGUCUCCCUUUGCUACAGUGAGUACUGUCCCUUUGCUACAGUGACAUCGAUUGAGGUCUUGAGGAGCCCAAUCAUCUUCAAUUUCAUCGGACGAAGUAUGAGAUGUGGUUUGUGUCAGUCGUGCUAUCAUCUUAACUUCCUUUUCUCCAUCCUCCGCCGCAACUUUGAUGACGUCAGGUGGCGAACCCUCCCAAUCCGAGAAGGAAAAUUUUAUUUCUCUCGUCUGUGACAUUUGAUGUUGAAGUUUGGGAGAUAAAAUUUUGUUUUGCUUUGACUUCGGGGGUUAAUGCUCGUUCCGGUAAAACAAAAUUCAACGAAUUAACGGAUACAAACUGCGUGCAUCGUUCAUCAACAGGUGUUACCGGAGUUUGCUGGAGUUAGAAAGUCUCUCCCAUCGCCACCAACUCCACUGCGGACAACUGGAUUCACCUUUGCGUGAAUUGAUUACACGGUGGCUGGAGGUUCGCAGGCUGUGGGUUCAAAGCCUGAUGAGAUUUGCAGGGCGUGAGACCGUCAAAGCUUUUUGAUCCCUGUCAAAGGUUCAUCCCCUCCAUACUGUCAAACGUUCAUCGUCCUGAUCCUCCCACCAAAGGUUCAUCACCUUUCGUCACACUCUCACCUGGGACAUGAGCGAGUGGUGGCGCUGUCAGCGGUGCUAGGAGGAGCAGGCUUUCCGGUGCAUGGAGGUCAGCGGUUGCUCGUAAGAGUGCGCGACUGUCUUACCUGUGAGGAAGACCGGGAGGAGAAGGAAGCGAGCGAGCGCGCGCCAUGCACGUGCGGGUGGACAGAGGGGGGCGGACGAGCAGCGGGUGGAGAGUGUGGAUACAUGUCCUCCUGACGACCGCCAUCCUGGAGGCGUUCCCAGGUGAAGGCAGGACCUUGACGGACACUCCUAUCGAGACACAGGCCAUCAACGUGACGGUGAUUGAGGGCAAGACGGCCAUCUUGCCAUGCUCCUUCCCCUUCCUUGGCCAACAGAAGUUCAAGGUGGUGUGGGCCGACCAGUGGUCGACGAUCCUGACCCUGCAGGAGGCGCGAGUCAUCGACGAUGAGCGGAUCCACGUGGAGCGUACGUUUGGCAACGAGUGGAACCUGCACAUAGAGCGAGUGAAGUACGGGGACCAGGGCAUCUACACCUGCCACGCCAACACCCAGCCCUCCUACUCCUACACCAUCCACCUCACGGUCGUCGUGCCACCGAGGUUCACGACGGACGAGGCAGUGGGCGACCUCAUCGUGCGGGAGGGCAGCAAAGCUGAGCUGGUGUGUAACGCCAGUGGUAUCCCCUCCCCGACUAUCACGUGGUCUCGGAAGCCGCAGACGGUUGGCCAGCGGACAGAGAGUGAGUUCUGCAAGGAAUCAUCUAGGAUUGGCGAGGCUGGACAGGUGCUGGUGAUUCACAACGUCACGCGGUACUGCGGCGGCACCUACGAGUGCGUGGCGGAGAAUGGCGUGCCCCCGAGUGUGCGCAGAGAGGUCAACGUCAGAGUGCAGUUUGAGCCGGAGAUUAAUCUUCCCAAUCAGAGGAUGGGUCAGUUUGUGGGUAAGGACACGGUGCUGGAGUGUGUGGUCAGCGCCUACCCGCAGGCCGUCACCAUGUGGAAGUUCCGCGGCCAGCCAAUCACCAACAGCGACAAAUACGGGGUAACCCUGUAUCAGGAGCCCUCCACCACCAUCGUGACGCUGUCGCUGUUCAUCAGAAACCUGGAACAAUCUGACUUUGGCAAGUACAGCUGCAUCGCCUCCAACUCCCUGGGAGAGACCAGCAAGAAGAUGACCCUCUAUGAGUACUACGAGCGCACCAAGCCGACGUCGACCACUACCACCACUGUGGCUACUACCACGCCGGCGAGCACGACCACCACAGAGGCGCAGGCGCAACGAGAAAGCAUGAGACGGACGCACGUGCCGCUCGCUGACCGCCGCGUGGAUGAACUGGAAGGCCGAGAAGGCCAAGGGUCAAAAGACUCGUCUUCAAAGACAUGGGGCGUUACAGGAUCCUGUCCACAUAACGUACCGUCGUCGUUCGUGCAACUCUUGUUGCUAACUGCAACCCUGUGCUUACUCUUCACCGAGUUGUGAAACUGCUUACAUCUUUUAGCCAAUGGAAAAGAAGUUCAGUGAAAUGCCUCUAGCCAAUCAGAACGGUCGUUGCAGUGUCGAUCUUUCUUUCUGAAGCCUGCUUGUACAACGGUAUAUUUUAAAAAAAAAAAAAUGGUGGCCCUGGAGGUAACCAGAAGAGCUUGCAACACUGCUCACAACGAUGUGUUCGAUAAACUGCACUGGCAGAUUUUUUUUUGUGUUUGUCAUCUUGCAAACAUUCCAGCUAUCGUCGUUCGAAUGAGCUUGCGACCAACUUUGUCUGAUUCUAGAACAAACUAAUCUUGUACAGUCGUGCGUCUGCAGUUGUCGUCUCAUUAUCACCAUUCUAAUAAACUUCAGUGUCUCAAAGAAAAAAAAAAGGUCAAAGGUUAAGAGAACCUUGCAGAAAAGGAAGUGAUCACCUACUAAUGGAGAAGCGCUGAACAGGACAGUAUGGUAGAGAUCAUUAACACUCGGCUGGACUUGACAACAAGGACAUGCCCUCAGACUACCGCGACAACAACUGUCUUCGUCGAUUCUUUUCCUGAAAUUGUUCGCAGGGAAGGUCAUCAGUGGAGUGCGGGAGGUCGGGGGAAGGUACGGGACGGGGGUGGGGAUGAAGAGGAGUUGUACAGCCGCUAACAUUUGCUAGGAAAAAUUAAUUAACAAGCUCAGCAAAUUUAUCUUUGCUUCAAAAACUAGGUCCUGUUUCACCAAAGGUCUGUCCCACAUCGUUGAGAAAUAUUCUAUUUUCCCUCAGCGGCUGUCAUGACGCACAGAGGCAAUAACAAUUGUUUUCAGUAGUUCAUGUUGACAAGCAAGCAGUUCUCACAUUGUCUGUUCCGGUAUGCAAGGUUUUCAAUCUUAGUCGGAAAAAUAUCGUCAAACCUUUGACCAAAGUUGCGAGAGUAAAGGUCGCAAAAAAGCUAACAGUUUUGGGUAGAAAUAUCGAAACAUGGAAACUUUGGUCAAUAUAAUGAGCUAAACGCCAGCUUCUUUGCCAAUUUAUUGCUAAAAUAUUUGCCAGUACAACAGGACUUUGAAGUACUUAGGUGGUUUGAUGCUUGAGCACUUUUUAAUGAACAGCUUAACAUGUAUAGACUUAUCUAGAGCAGGUCAACAUGUAUGGACUAACUUUGAGCAGGUAAACAUCUAUGGACUAACCCAGAGCAGGUCAACAUGUAUGGACUAACUUUGAACAGGUUACCGGAUUAACAAUGUUAUUUUCACAGAUUUGUACAGUAGGAACAGACUGAACGCAAAAGCCAAAAUUUUGCUAUCUUGUAUUUACUGUAACUGGUGUCGCUGUUCAAAAUCCAGCUUGAGUGACUGGCAAUGCAAUAUCGUGACCACGCUACACUCCUCCCAUCGUUCUAUCCAUCUCCAGGAAGAAAUGAAGGGGGAAGAAGGAUGGAUGGACGUUAGUCCCUGUAUGAAGCUGACAGUAGCUUCAGACAGUAUGCUUGGAGUCAGAGUUGUGAUUCCGGAUCAAGUAUUGUGACCAAACUCUCACAAAACAAUUGAAUCAGUGAACUACAAUGGAACGUUCAUGACAACCAUUCAGCUGAUCAUUGGUGUGGUAUUUUCAGUUCCAUUUCCAAGCUUUGCUUUGCUUUUGUGUGUCUGUGUCUGUGUCUGUGUGUGUGUGUGUGUGGUCGCUUGCAGUCCUGUAUUUUAUGCGUAAGUAUUUCUAAACAGAGUUGUUCUGGAAACUCGUCGAGACAAAGUGACUCAGAGAAAAGUUCCUCGCAAAGCGUUCAGCGGAGAAGCGUUUCAUCAGAAUCUUCAGCUUUCCCUGUGUUCAGUAACGCGGCCCUGUGCCUAGCUACUGGCUGGCUUUCUGGGAGGCUAACGAACAGCCGUAUAAACGUGUGAAAAAGUGUUGUUUUGUUUGACUUUGUUCCCACCGAAUCUUCAAACCCCUGCCCACCACUGCAACCUGCAACGCAUGUACAAAAGGACGAAGAGUCAACUGAAAAUAAUUUACAAUUUAACAUUUUCUGAUCCUUUGUGCAAACAGCGCCGUCUCUGUGUUUGAUGUGAAGAGGUUGAAGUUACUGUGUACAUUUUUAAUGACAAAUAAUUUUGGAAAUAUCUAUUAUGAUUAUGUGAUUCUUUCGUGAAGCUGCAUAUUUAACAACAGUACCCCAGCUGAAGUGAACGUUGUCAUCGAAGAUGUGUGGGAGGGGUACCCCGGGAGAGAGGUGCGAGAAGACUCUGCCAAAGUUGCAGUCUCUGCUUUCUUUUUAAUAUUUUUCCUUGCUAUCGUUAAUGUCAGUUUGACAGACGUUAAUUUAAAAAAAGUUGUUUGUUUUCUGGUGACAGCAAAGAAACGAAAGAAGGGCCGCCAUAGGAGGCAUCCCAGUCGGCUUCUGCCUGACCAACGACCGAAAAUUCUUUGUGAAACGCCAAUGUUGUUUUGUUGAUUGUUUACACCACCACCACCCUCCCUCCCCAACACUCUCGGCGUAAGAACAAUUUUGAAAGUAAACUUUUGAAGUUGUAUGAGAUUGUUAUGAGUAAACUUGGCUUCUUAUGGCUGUAGGUUUACAGUCGUGUGUGUAAGCCUCUGUUGAAUUGUGUACAUCCAUUUUUAAUGUUUUAGUCCUUUUCUCCUUUUUUCUCUUUUUUAUUUAAUUUGUUUAGUCUGUUCUGCUCUGAUUGAGAGGGCUUUUAUACCUGUGAACAGUCCACAGUUUUGUUAUUUGUUUGGUUGGUUGUUUUGUUUUUUCUUUUUCUUUUUUUUUUCUUUUGUUUGUUUGGUUGUUUUGUUUUGUUUUUUGUUUUUUUGGGGUUUUUUUUAAUAAUUUAUUUUAUUUAUUUAAUUUUUUUUUUUUUGUGCGUGCGGGCGGGCGUGAAUGAUUGAGUUCACAAAAUGGAUGAAGUCUAUUUGUGCAUCAGCGUUUGGUGAAUGUUUUCCACUUGUGAUUUCGUGCGCGUGUGAGCGUGGCAUGCAUACGAAGAGCUGUGUGUUUGUGUGUGCGCGCACGUGAUGGAUUGACUUGGCAUGCAGCAUGCAAUACACAGAUCUGUGCAUGCGUGGAUCAUAGCAAGCAACAAAACCCCCACUCUAUCGUAAACUCAUUGUUGUAUCGGUCAAAACAGUUUUUUUCCAGUUAAACAUUUGUCGUUUUAAGUAAGGCGUUCGUACAACAUAGAUGUACCAUAAACUGGUAUAAUUUCUUUGGCACGUUCUGCAACGGCCUUUUGGCGACCCAGGAAGGAAUAGUGAUCGAAAAAUCACCACAAUUAGGGUAUUCCACUUCGUGCUUUAUGUAUAGUUAUUUCGUGUUUUAAUGUCCUUUCCUACCAGUUUAGUUACAUUCAGUUUUCGCAAGUUAAAAAAUAAACUGACGAAUGUUUGUCAAACCCUUUUCCCAACCCACCAACCCAUCAACUAUAGGCACUGGGUCUUUGACGAUGAUGGUCUGCACGCAGACAAGUGGGCGAUAUGAGAAAAGUCGAUCUAAGGCAGGCAUGUCAAACUGAGGGCCCGAGGGCCGCAUGGGUCACAUUUGGGUUGUCAUGAGGGCCGCACAGUGUCCUUUAUGCGGGCCACAGGUGAGCUUGCAAAAGGUCACAUGUUUGACAUGCCUGAUCUAAGGGACACAAUUCAAGAAACUAUUUUUCUUUUUUUAUAGAUAUAUAUACCAUCAUGACAUCUGGGAAUGCAGGUUUUCCUUCGUUUGUGUUUUCCAUUGUAGAAUUGUCGAUCCAUCACACGCGGAUUGUGUAAUUGUACGACAUAUAAUGGGAAAAAAAUGUUCAGCUAGAAAUUGUUCUUUUCCGUGGGUUUUUUUUUUUUUUUUUUAAGAAACAAAGGCACUUGAGGUAGAAGCAUGCUUACAUCAGUAUAUAUUUGCUUGACAAGUGGGUGUACGACAAUGAGAGUUAACUUUUGCUCCAGGACCUUACAUUUGUAAAUAUUUCGCUUUCGGUAAAGAACUCGUACUGCAAUAGUCAAGAAAACAUGCACUAUAUACAGAACUGAAACUAAUGGAUAGAUUCUGCUGGGUGAUUAGCCGUAUGUCUUUCUUUUUUUUUUUUUAAUUAACUGAUUAACCGUCAAAGCUGCAUGCUUUAUGCUUUCGGUACAACUUUAGAAAGGUCCAUGAUCCCAGCAGUCUAUCCAACAGUUUUAGAUAGAAGUUAUUAUACAUGAAUACAUCACACAAACUUUUUUUACCAGUUACUCUGUGGUCACCUAACCCUUUAAAACUUUCUCACAUACACACACAAAAGGUUUUAAUCACUAAAUGAUGCAGUCCUGGUUUUGCAAAAACCAGACCUACUUACACUGGUAAGUCUGACAUACUCAUAUACUGUCAUAAAAAGGAAUGUUUCUCACGGAAAUAAUACUGUAUAUCAAGAAAAGUGACAAUAUUUAUAAUGUGCUCAACACUCACCUCGUUUCCUUCUUCAAAUGCUUCAGUUACAGCGGGUUGUGAAGACAUUUCCUUUGACUUAAAAAAAAUGUGAUAACAAUUAAUAUGUUGAAACCUCAGCUGACAUGUAACCCUUGCCGUCAAAGCAUUGAAAUGCAGUCAGAUAUCUCUGAAUGUAUACUAUGUCAGCAUUUAGUUUAUAAUCUAAUAUUUUGAUGGCAGGCUGCAGAUUUUCAUUGCUCUUAUAUAACGAAUUUUUACUUCCUUUUUUCAUAUACUUGCUGCUAAAUAACACAGUCCUGUGCUUUAUAGCACCUAAAUAUCAAUCCAUGAACAUCUAUAAAUACAUAACUGUACCAUAAAAUCAACCACUAAGUAAAAUGAAAGUUUUAACAAAUAACUUCUUGAUAUUAUUCUCACAGUAAGAAAGCAAGGGACUGAGUAUACAGUCACACCAAGGGCCAUAAUCAUGAAACAGUGGUACAGCCAGGUUUGCUUUACCUCCCUUCAAUACUGACAGCCCUUAGGAAGAAUUCAGUAACCAUAAGCGUGGACCAGAUGCGAAACAGAUAUCUCUAGAUUUUCAACCACUCCAAGUACUGCACUUGUUUCUAAUUAGAGUUUCCAGUCCAUAGCUAACCCUGAGGUGAUGUUACAGUCAAGGUGGACUUAAUAGACAUAUUCAAUGAUAAAAACGACCUCAUUUUCAUUUUACACAAGUGUUCUUUAUGCUGAUGCACAUGGAUUACGCACACAAAAAGUUUAAGAUAUCACCUAAAUGCACAUUUGCUACAUAGGUGUGUGCACAUCCUCACAAAGCACUGUGAUUUUGGGGAUCUAGUUUCUUAUAGCAGUGCUAGAGUUUCGAAAAAAAGGCAGGUUGGGCUCAUGUUCAAUCUAAAUAACAUUUGACUGUACUUGUUGUAAAUGAAUCUUCCUUCGCUGGAUAUUUGUCAAUCAAGCUAGUCAUUUCCAUGAAUAACAGUACAUCUUGUACACAAUGAACUUUGUACAAAUGUAAAAGUGAAUGAAACCUAUAGGGUAAAUUUAAACUUCUGAUGAGCGUGACCUCUGCCUUUUGUCAUUUCCCUUUAGACAUGGUGUUGUUGGGUCUCAUGUAUUACUUUGCAAAAAUCAGUGAUUUGUUUUAAAGUGUACAUACUUUGUGCUGGGGGUGUCUGAAGGUCUGCAUGAUACAUUGCUUGCUUUCCCUUACUCAUGAAUGGUAUGAGGAAGCAAUGUAUAAGCAGAAUUGUUGUCUACAAGACUGCUAUGCAGGUAGAACCUUUUUUUUUUUUUUUUGUUGGUUGUUUGUUGGCUAAUCAAAAAAGGUCCUGUACUUCUUUUUCAAAAAGGGACAAAGAUCUUUAAAUUUCAUCUGGAUAUAACUCAAUAAUUAUAUAACAUGAGAGUUGAUACGAAUGUACAGAUGCUUUCAUCACUAAUUUUCAAACAAAAGCUUGCGGAUUUUUUUUCCAGAACAUUGCACAAGUUGAAAUGGCUUACUGUAACUGAAGAGUUUCAGUGUAACGAAUAUGCUAAGUUUCAUCAUUGACUCCUAAAUAUUGCUGUUCUUGUUCUGUGUGACUACAACCUCUACCCAUCAACAGUCACAUUUCAUUAUUUGUCCUCCAUGUUUUUAUAAACUUUCAUCGUUGAAUAUAAGCUGUAAUGCAUGACCAUGUAUCAGUGUUCCUGUACUGUUUCAUUUAAGAUAAUACACAAACUUUAAAAGAAAAGAAUAACCAAACUUGCAAACAUUUUAAUGCAUGAAACAAGCAAGCCUUUAUCUAAUGUUCCAAAAAGGCAUGACAUUUUAAUUUUUCAACAGCAGAAUAAUAAUACUAGAGUUGGCUUAAAUAACUUCACAUUUAAAAUAAAUUUACAUUUAAUUCAAAGCUAAAUUAUUAUUUUGAACUUCAAUUAAAAGAUGUUUACAUAAGAUUACCCACAAUUUAGAAAUAUGAACAAUACUUUAUUUUCAACCCACAUUGCACUAUGUUCAUAAACAUAUACUAAUCAUGAUAUGUGAGCAUGUGGGAUCAUAGUAGUGUUGUGAAACUAUGCAUGGAUAUCACACAAUAAACUGCAUUUGGGUUAUCAGACUCUCAUACAGUAAAGAUGAACCCAUAGAACAAAAACUCAGUUGUGAUUACAUUGUUACUCAUACCUGCUUUUUCAAAAAUUAAUUCUAAACCUCACUCAAAUAUUCAAAGUCUUUCUCGUUUACAUAACUGGAGUGCAUCCAGUAGACUAAUGCCAUGGUAAAGGCUGAAAACAUCAAUGCCAUCAGUUUUUUUGGCUUGUUCCACACAUUCAACAUUUCAUUCCUGGGGUGGGAGGGGGUAAGACAUUGCUGAAACUUUUCCCUUUAUAACAGACUAAAUACAUAAAAGUAGUGGAUGGAGGGAUCAUAAGAGACCUAAACUGUGACUGAAAUUGCAGGUAAAAGAGUAUCCAGUCCAUCACUUUUAUUUUGUGAACUACAUAGCUAACUUUUCAUCACUUUGACAAAACCAAGCCAAAAUUUAGACCUUUAAUUCGAUUUCUGAUAAAUGCUACAAUGACAUACCAUGUCCAUCAAUCUAACACUUAAAAAACAUGUACAUCUGAAAACUUGAAAGAUAUGAUUGCUGACAGGUGUAUAUUUUUGGGCCCACUUCUGGGCUGCAAAUACAUGGUGUGAGCUGACAGUUGACUGUCAGUCUUGACUAAAAUGAUCUCUAUGAAAUUUUACACUUUCCAAUUUGUAACCUAAGUUUGCUUUAGAUCGUGUACAGUUCUUUAAAAGACUUGCUUUGUAAAAACUAUGUUUAAAGCUAGUUUACAAGUAAGGUCAUGAGCUUUAAAUUUCUUUCAUGUAUUUAUUUUUUUUUUAUAUUUAGGAGAUGCAAAGUUGUCACGAAAACUUUGCAAGCCUGUGAGUGAUAGAAAAGAACUGACACCUGAGCAGGGUCAUGUGCACUAUGUUAGAAAGUGGUCCAUUUCAUUCAAAUAAAAGAAAAACCAACCUAAAAUGCAUUUACAGGUGUUUUAUUUAGUGAUGCGGUUGUAAAUUUUUUGUCGCCUCAAAAUGUGCCUGCGUGUGGCAUAUUCAUGCAUGUGUGUUUGCAUGCUUCUGUUCAUAUUUACACCUUUACAGCUUCAUUGCAUCUACUUGCAAUGUUUGAUUUCCAUGCUGCAAAACUCACUCACAAUUUAUUUUACUAUUGAUAGCUGGCUACUCUAUGACAGUCUCUGUUUGGUCUUUGUGUUGAUGUUAUUCUUAAGCAAUAUGUCACAUCCUAGCAUUCAACAAGUUUUAGUUUAUCUUUUACAUCAUGCUAGAAGUAGAGGGAAAAGUUUUUAAAAUACGACUUGUAAAGAGACCUUGUUGAUGUUUUGAAAUUUAUCCAUAAUAUUAUUUAUGAAGUUUUAAAAAGACAUCUAUAUUAUUCACACAACAUGAAACAAAAAAAGCACGGAGAGCAAUGAUACAUUAAGUUUAAUAACCCAAGAAAUGCUCCCCUUGACUGUAUUUGAUUUAGCUCCACAUUUAAAUAAUUUUUUCAUGCAAAGUGCAACAACUAAGAAACAGAUUUUUAAGAAUUGAAAUAACUAAACAUCAAAUCUUACAGCCAACAACUGAAUCUUGCAUUUCAGUUCAUUUUAUUUAAAAACAAAAAACAAACUGAGAAGCUGGUGGGACUAUCGACAAGCUCUGGGAGUUAUCUCUCCAGGCUGUACUUUAGCUGAAAACUUUUACCUUUCGCUUUUACCUGAAGAUGCACAACACAACAGGUUGUUUACAUUGCCCAGGCUGUAGUCUGUUUGCAGUGUUCGACUAAUCAGGGAAUCCCUACCUCGAGGUUGUGGAACCGCAGUUCUCACGGGGUGAGUCUGGCUUCCCGAAACUCAUGAGAUUAAAAAAAAUAUCGCUCAGCUCACGCAGGACUUUAUCAUUUAAAAAAGCAUCUUGAAGAUUGACUGUGCCAAAAAAAAAAA
Molecule: messenger RNA, 11233 nt
Organism: Pomacea canaliculata
Lineage: Eukaryota; Metazoa; Mollusca; Gastropoda; Architaenioglossa; Ampullariidae
Product: limbic system-associated membrane protein-like
Exons: 9
Coding region: 1551-2864 (437 amino acids)
Cellular component (GO): neuron projection
Source: RefSeq, a predicted model, not a curated record